CCACUGCUUUACCCAAAAUAUAUUUAAUCAGUUUGGUUUCAUAUUAGGUUAAUCAAAUCAGGAAAUGUAGUUUUGUGAAAAACAUUCUUGCCCAGGAACUUUAAAGACACAGAAUUUUUAUUUGUAAAUCAGUUGUCUCUUAGCCUAAAAGGGAGAAACAGACAAAUGCUAAAAUAAUUCAUUUUUUAGAGAUGUAUAUUUUAUACAAAUGUAUAAAUGUACAAAAGCCAAAAAAGCGAACACAUUUGCAGUACCCUCCUUCCCUGUUUUAAUAUGAGCAGCCUUAGCAGCACUUCAUAAUCAACAGUCUUAACUCUGACGGAGGAGAUGCAGAUUAAAGCCACAGCUGCUAAGCUACGUGUGAGUUUGACUUGUGACAGUAAGCUGUAGCUACAACACGUCAGGCCACUGCAGGACAAGAGGAUAUUGAGGUUAAUCCCAUCAGGAUACCGCCGAUUACAGCCCCUCUAAAUGAAGAUGGACGUCUAGGGUGCAAAUGCUCGAUUAUUAAAUGUUCUCUCUGUCAUCUGGUCACAGCAAGAAUGAAGUUUGUGGAUUAUUGUGAGGUCCAUCACCAGUCCUGAAAUGAGAUUCAACAAUGGCAGAUGAGGAACAAAAGACACUAUUACAUCAAGUAUCUUGUACAAGGCAAAAGAAAUAAAAGAGUAAACCACAGAUCACACAAUUUUCAGUCGCUUAGAAUAAAGAAAAUGCUCAUUUUUAAUCCAUUUUAAAGGUUUUGUGGCAAUUUUAGUCAGUUUAAUGUUUGCUGUGCAUCCAGACUCUACAGAAGAUGCCAAAAACACAGUUCUAUUCAAGGUGGGAACUCCGAUCAAAAGAUGUUUUAGCUAUUUGAUAUGCAACAAAGCAAUCCUUUUGAAGUUUUGUUCACAUAAACACAUUUUCACGCCUUAUUAAACUCAGUGAUUAAGGAUUUGCAGCUUUCACUUAGUAAACAGGAUCAUUUUUUGGAGAUGAGAUGAACUUGUAGGUAGAAAAGCAACAAUUGUUCGUUUUUAGUUAAGAACAAUGGAUUUCCAAUAUUCAUUAGCUUCGUUUUAUUCCCGUGUUCUCAUAUAUUUUUGUUUAUGCUCUGCAACUGGCUGGCUCCGGACCCAAACUUUGUUUUACCCUGUAGUGAAAUGACGAUAAAGAAUCCUAAAACCCUUAAAUCCUUGAAUCUUUGAAUGGGAUGAUAACUGGCUAAACCUAACCAGGAUACCAAAGUCCUCUCAAAAAAAGACAUCAUACCCACAGAUUUGAAUCAAAUUAAGUGGAUUAUAUUGAAAUGAUCUUAUGAUCCCCCCAAAAAUCUACACUUGAUUAUUUAUUAGAUGCCUGAGAUUAAAAGUUACAUGCAGGACACUGAAACUUUCCAUCAGGAAUCAUUACAGUCGGAAGUGUCUUAAUCUGUGGAAGCUGACAUCAAAUUCAUUCAGUUAGGAUUACAGGAGUUUAUCCGGACUUGAAAAGUCGAUCAAGUUACCCAGCAUUAUCAGGUGUUAAGAUAAAUUACUGGCCUCUUAAUUUCCGUACGGCCUCACAAUCCUGCCAACAUAAUCCGUUUUAGCUAUUAAGCAAUAAGGAGAGAGGGAAGGUAUAAAAAUCACAAGGCUAAGCUCUGAGCUGCAUGUUCCGAAACUGUCCCGGAUCCUCCGCUUCAAGAGAGUCCAAGGGAGCAUCAAAAAUGGGUUGGGAGCCUAAUGGCACUGAAGGACAAAACUUCUACAUCCCAAUGUCCAACCGGACGGGGGUUGUCAGAAGCCCCUUUGAAUACCCUCAGUACUACAUGGUCGACCCAAUAAUGUACAAGAUUCUGGCUUUCUACAUGUUCUUCCUGAUCUGCACUGGAACUCCCAUCAACGGCUUGACGUUGUACGUAACAGCGACCAACAAGAAGCUUCAGCAACCUCUCAACUUCAUCCUGGUGAACCUGGCGGUGGCCGGACUCAUCAUGUGCGCCUUUGGCUUCACCAUCACCAUCACAUCAAGCUUCUAUGGCUAUUUUGUUCUAGGACCCACCUUCUGUGCCAUUGAGGGAUUUAUGGCCACACUUGGAGGUGAAGUUGCUCUCUGGUCUCUGGUUGUCCUGGCUGUUGAGAGAUAUAUUGUUGUCUGCAAACCCAUGGGGAGCUUCAAAUUCUCAGGAACUCACGCCGGAGCUGGAGUCCUUCUGACCUGGGUAAUGGCUCUGGCUUGUGCUGCUCCUCCACUUUGCGGCUGGUCCAGGUACAUCCCUGAAGGCAUGCAAUGCUCCUGUGGACCCGACUACUACACUCUGGCUCCUGGCUUCAACAAUGAGUCAUACGUCAUAUAUAUGUUUGUUGUGCACUUCUUCGUCCCAGUCUUCCUCAUUUUCUUCACUUAUGGAAGUCUGGUGUUGACUGUCAAAGCUGCAGCAGCGCAGCAGCAGGACUCAGCUUCUACCCAGAAGGCUGAGAAGGAGGUAACACGUAUGUGCCUGUUGAUGGUCUUUGGCUUCCUGGUAGCUUGGGUUCCGUACGCCAGCUUUGCUGGCUGGAUUUUCCUGAAUAAAGGAGCUUCCUUCACUGCCCUGACUGCCUCCAUCCCUGCUUUCUUUGCUAAGAGCUCAGCAUUGUACAAUGCUGUUAUCUACGUGCUGCUGAACAAACAGUUCCGUAACUGCAUGCUGGCUGCCAUUGGAAUGGGAGGCUUGGUGGAGGAUGAGACCUCAGUGUCAACAAGCAAGACAGAAGUCUCAACUGCAGCUUAAGGACCACAUGUCUUAAUUACAACAACCUCGUCGCUUUUGUGGACACUUUCAGUGAUUGCUUUCAGGUUUAAAGAAGCACGUUAAAAACCCAAAAAAAAGAAGGGGAAAAAAAGUCAUGAACUUUGCCAAAGCUUUGGUUUUGGAUUUGUCAACGUUGGACUCGCUAAGGAAUUCCAUCGGCAUACUUCCAAACACGCUGGAGUUAAUCUGCUUUGGAGAGUGUCUUGAAUAGUGCAUCUGAUGUGUGUUUGAGCCAGUGUGACUGAAUGAGCAGAUAGACGAGCUGAAGGUUCGCCGGUUUACCUGAUGCAGGAUUUUUAUGGAUUUGAAACUGUACGUCUUGUGGAGUAGACAAUAAAUGCAUGCAUAAAAGGAGAA
Molecule: messenger RNA, 3112 nt
Organism: Oryzias latipes (Japanese medaka)
Lineage: Eukaryota; Metazoa; Chordata; Actinopteri; Beloniformes; Adrianichthyidae
Product: green-sensitive opsin
Biological process (GO): visual perception; phototransduction; G protein-coupled receptor signaling pathway
Cellular component (GO): membrane
Molecular function (GO): G protein-coupled receptor activity
Source: RefSeq, a predicted model, not a curated record